This is a messenger RNA of Gambusia affinis (western mosquitofish), 502 nucleotides long. RefSeq names its product histone H4. The transcript has a single exon. The record is from RefSeq and is a predicted model, not a curated record. Bases 142 to 453 code for a protein of 103 amino acids. Gene Ontology annotation, biological process: nucleosome assembly. Gene Ontology annotation, molecular function: protein heterodimerization activity; DNA binding; structural constituent of chromatin. Gene Ontology annotation, cellular component: nucleosome. NCBI's taxonomy places the organism in Eukaryota, Metazoa, Chordata, Actinopteri, Cyprinodontiformes, Poeciliidae.
ACGUUCUCAAUCUGUCAGUCUUGUAGGAGGAGCUGCUGAGCUCGGCUCCUCAUAGGUCCGCAGCUCGCACAUAAAAAGCGACACUCCGCAGCUCGAGCUCACAUUCAUCUUUGUGUUUCCACAGAAGAAGAAAACAACAAAAUGAGCGGCAGAGGAAAAGGAGGCAAAGGACUCGGUAAAGGAGGCGCCAAGCGUCACCGUAAAGUUCUCCGUGAUAACAUCCAGGGAAUCACCAAGCCCGCUAUCCGCCGUCUGGCUCGCCGCGGGGGAGUCAAGCGGAUCUCCGGUCUCAUCUACGAGGAGACCCGCGGUGUGCUCAAGGUCUUCCUGGAGAACGUCAUCCGUGACGCCGUCACCUACACCGAGCACGCCAAGAGGAAGACCGUCACCGCCAUGGACGUGGUGUACGCUCUCAAGAGGCAGGGCCGCACUCUGUACGGCUUCGGAGGUUAAACCGACAACUCUGUCUGCUCACUAAAACAAAAGGCCCUUUUCAGGGCCA